UACAGUAUUACCAGUUUACGUCUUUCGUAUAUUUUUCCAAGAUACCAACCACCAACAGUCAUGCCUAAGUACAGCGACAUCGUCGAGGAGCUCCGCGACCAGCUGCUCUGGGAAGUAGAUGAUCUCGACCAGGCCGUCCGAAACGCUCGUCAAUGGGAUAUUCCCGAGCUGGACAAGUAUGGCAUCAUCUCAGCCAAAGGUUUUCUUGACUUUGCCGACUGGCUAGUCCGAGGCUGGGUACCUACUGAGUCAACCCAAGGCCGGGACAUCUACUAUAUCCUUUGUGUCUUCUACUUCGUUCUUUCCCAGAAGCCAUUGGGCUCUCGUCAGACAAAGAUUCACCCGCUCAGCCUCACGGAGCCACCUAAACCUCUCUCAGAAUGGAUAGUCAGUUUUGCCAAGGCAGUCGGGAGCCAUAUGGACGAACCUUCGUCGAUCAAUCAAGCCUCCAUUACAACUUUUCGAAACUCUCCGCUCUUCCGUGUCUACGAGUCGGAAGAGGACUCCAAAAACUGGACUACCUUUAAUCAGUUCUUUCAUCGAAAACUUAAUCAGCCACGUGAAAUUACAGAACCCACCAAUGACCGUAUCGUAACCUUUCCUGCUGAUUCUACUUUUGCAGGGGCAUACGCUAUAAGUAACCAAUCAGAGGUAGUUCUUGAAAAAGAAGAAUACAGAAUAGUGAGAGAUGAGGUGGUUCUGAAGCAUCUUCCAUGGAAAGUACAAGAUCUUCUCGGUGAUUAUGGCACGAAACCAGUUCCUGGAAACGAAAAAACAACCUAUGGAGAGCUCUUUAAGAACGGAAUUUGGACCCAUGUUUUCUUGAAUUCGUUCGACUAUCAUCGUCAGCACGCACCAGUUUCAGGAACUGUGGAAGUCAUUGAUGUUAUUGAAGGUGCGGCCUAUCUCGAGGUACAGGUCAAGACAGAUAAGCAAGUCGGCCAUAACUAUCUAGAGCUCUCCCGUCAGAUCGGCACAAAGGAGAGAAAUCCCGCUGAUAUCCAGACCCUGGAUGCGCCAGAUACUCCGGGCUAUCAGUUUCUUCAGACUCGAGGGAUAGUGAUUAUAAACAAUGAGAAGCUAGGCAGAGUUGUUGUUUUACCUAUUGGCAUGGCCAUGGUCUCUUCUGUUCAAAUUAGAGACAACCUAAAGGGUAAAACUAUUAAAAAGGGUGAUGAAAUUUCGAACUUCGCAUUCGGCGGCUCAGACUGCAUCAUUAUGUUUGAACAGAGGGCAAGGGUUACAAGUUUCCCUGACUCUAAUCCGGCUUCUCGCGAGCAUUUCUUCUAUGGUGAAAAGUUAUGCACAGCCCACUACCGAGAACUGAAAAAAGUCGAGGGUUUUGGGACCCGGUUUGGCUUGACUUCCAGAUGAAUCUAGUGGAGAUGAAGAACUUAAGAGGGGAUGCCGUGAUAAUGUUAAGGCUGAAGUGUUUGUUGUGUCAGUUUUGCUUAUAUAUGUUAGUUCUCGGUGUGGAGACCUAAUUAAAAGCCUUGCUCCAACACGCCCGCCUGCAUCGGGGUAGGCUUCUGACUUCACGCAGUCGUAGUAUGUUCAAAAAGAAAACAGCUAUCUUUCAAGAUUGUUUAUGAAAU
Aspergillus caelatus is the source of this 1595-nucleotide messenger RNA. RefSeq names its product phosphatidylserine decarboxylase. Lineage: Eukaryota; Fungi; Ascomycota; Eurotiomycetes; Eurotiales; Aspergillaceae. Gene Ontology annotation, biological process: phospholipid biosynthetic process. Gene Ontology annotation, molecular function: phosphatidylserine decarboxylase activity. The transcript has a single exon. Bases 61 to 1374 code for a protein of 437 amino acids. The record is from RefSeq and is a predicted model, not a curated record.